Elaeis guineensis (African oil palm) is the source of this 789-nucleotide messenger RNA. Lineage: Eukaryota; Viridiplantae; Streptophyta; Magnoliopsida; Arecales; Arecaceae. The record is from RefSeq and is a predicted model, not a curated record.
AUGACGACCGGUGAGCAAAACGACCCGUGGCGUGACGUCAAAAUCGAGCGCAUUGAGCAACUCACGCCACGCAUCAAGAGCGUCUUUCUCGAACUACCAGCACUGACUUCGCACCGCGCGGGUCAGCACGUCAAUGUACGGCUGACCGCUCCCGAUGGUUAUGCCGCGCAACGCAGCUAUUCCAUUGCAUCGGUGCCAGGCGCAGAUACCGUCGAGCUCAUCAUCGAGAAGCUCGACGAUGGUGAGGUGUCACCUUUUUUCCAUGACAUCGCUGAGGCGGGCGAAAGUAUCGAAGUACGUGGGCCGCUCGGUGGGCACUUCGUCUGGGGGCCGGCCGAUGGCGGGCCGCUGUUGUUGAUCGCGGGCGGUUCCGGCAUCGCGCCGUUGAUGGCGAUGGUGCGCGCGUGGGCCGCAGACCUCACAGCGGUAGUGGCGCAGACGGUCGCCACGGUCGAAGUGCCGCAGGUGCCGAUGCCCGUGCUGUUGGUCUGCUCCGCACGCACCCCGGCUGACCUACCUUUCCGUGCCGAGUUGCUCGCACUCGAAGCAGCUCGGUCCGACUUCACCUUCAUCGCCGUGACUACGCGCGAGCCACCACCGCGGCCGACCGACCUGGGCCGACGGCUCGAUGCUGCUGCCAUCGCCAACGUGCUCGGCCGCUGGGACCACACACCUCGCCAUGUCUACGUAUGCGGCGCCAAUCGGUUCGUCGAAGCCGUUGCCAACGGACUGGUCGAUGCCGGCAUACCUGCGGCCCGCAUAAAAACUGAGCGGUACGGCGGCGCAUAA